AUGGGGAAGGAAGCCACCCAUAGUCGGCUGAAACAAUCUGAACUCGAAUGGUACUCUGCCUGCUUUGCCGAAUAUAAAAAUGGUGCCGACGCAAAACGUCCAACUUCUUCAAUUCCAUAUCCUGAGCUUUUCCUAAGAAUGCAACCUGUUAUGUACUCUGUUUGUGAUGCGCUAGCUGGACAUUGCGGAUGGGUUCGCGCUGGUGAGACAGUAUGCUAUUAUCGUAAUCUGUACAGCUCGGGUGAAGACAGUGACGCCUAUGAGAGCAAGUCCAAGAAACGACGUCUUUAUCAAUUACCGUUUAAUGUAUGCUACUCAAAUGAUGUCAUAGGAGAAUCUCUUAGAGGAAACUCGUUAAAUUUACUUACUGUAACCGCGGAAGGUACACGAGAGCAGAUUAACAGCAGGGAUAUAGUAUUUCUGAGCUCUCCGGUUCAUCCUGGAGAAAGUAAUUCGAGUUGGACGAUGCAUGAUUAG
Messenger RNA from Cylicocyclus nassatus, 477 nucleotides. NCBI's taxonomy places the organism in Eukaryota, Metazoa, Nematoda, Chromadorea, Rhabditida, Strongylidae. The record is from the annotation of a GenBank genome assembly.